AGAGGGGCUGUACCUUCCGCGCCGCAGCGACAGGGGAUCUUUCCUCCUCCUCCUCUUGUGGAGUUUUGUACUCGCCUUAGAGCAGAAAUUGUUCGCCGUUCCCUGCAAUGGAGCCGGCGGGAGCAGCUCUCACUGGGCCGGCAGCCGCAGGAACCUCGACGCUCUUUUUGGCGGGGAACGAGCAGCAGUAUUUCUCCGAGCUCUUCUCGCUUUGCGGCGGCCAGCCUACUCCAGAGGCGGGACCUGGAUUGGCCCCCCCUGCUGUCGGGGGGAGUAAAGUGGCAGAGUUGUUCAGAGCGUCGCAGCUCCCCGCGGAGAUGCUCCAUCAGAUUACAGACUUGUGUGGUGCUAAACGUGUUGGUUAUUUUGGUCGUACUCAGUUUUAUGCUGCUCUGAAGCUUAUAGCUGCUGCACAGUCUGGUCUCCCAGUACGAAUAGAAAGUAUUCAGAAUGAAUUACCUUUACCUCGAUUUAGUGCUCUGAAAAGUGAUAGUGAAAUAAGGUACAGUAAUCUACCAGAAGCACAUGGAGCUAAGUUUCAGAGUCCACAUGCAACAUUUGAAAGAAAUUGCUUCAGAAGAUCAGAUGAAGAAGAAAAACAGGAAGAAGCAAAGUCUCCCCCCAUGUCUCCCACUGGUUCUCAUCCUGCUUCUCCCUCAAAUUACCAGAGAAUUCCUUUGGGUUAUGGAUAUAGUAUAUUGAGAAGCGGACUUGAACAGCAGCAUGGAGGUUCCUAUGAAGCUAGGCAUUCUGUUCAAGAUGGAUUGACUUCAGGGAGUUAUGGGUCCAAGUCAGCGCCAACCCGUUCAUCUCUUGUUCAGUCUCUCUCAAUAGAAAGAGAACCGCAGGACAGCAGUAGUAAUUAUCCAGAUGACCUCUGGAGGGUAACUGAGGAGCAACGAGAAUAUUACAUCAAUCAGUUCAAGUCUUUACAGCCUGAUCUCAACUCUUUCAUUUCAGGUUCUGUAGCUAAGAAUUUCUUCACAAAAUCUAAACUGCCCAUCCCUGAGCUUUCACACAUAUGGGAACUUAGUGAUGUUGACAGUGAUGGAGCAUUGACUUUAGCAGAGUUCUGUGCUGCCUUUCACCUUGUUGUUGCUCGGAAGAAUGGCUACCUGUUGCCAGACAGCUUGCCAGAGACGCUCUUGCCUGACUAUCUUCAUGCAGCUUCCCUUAAACCUAAAAGUGAUCAUGUACUGAAUUCUUAUUCAGAGUCAUUGUCAGUAAAUCAACAGACAAGAGACUUCAGUAGGACUGAGCUUGAAACUGUAUGCGAAGAUCCAAAUAACUCAGAGCCACUGAUUCUGUUUGAGGCAACUUCUGUUGAACCAACUUCACUUGAUGAGAAGCCUGGUAAAGCUGCACUGAUUCAGGAUACAGUCACUGAUGAUAAACAAGGUAUGAAAGUGAGUGCUUCUAUCCAAGCAGUGCCAAAGGAUUUUAAAGGAUCUCAACAUUUCCCUUUCAAAACAGUUGCUCAAGAAUCAAACACACUCAAAACGAGACCAAGGUCCAGGUCUUAUUCUAGCACAUCUUUUGAAGAUACAAUGAACAAAGGGGGGGAACCACCAGCUCCUCCACCAAGACCUCAAAAAUCACAUUCCAGAGCUUCCUCCUUAGACUUAAAUAAAAUUUUCCAGCAAAACACACAAGUUAGAUCAGGCUGGAUUCCACCACCACCUGCUCUACCUCCCAGGCCCUUUGUAUCACAGAUUUCUCUUCCUGAGCCAAGCACUCAACCCAAAUCAAGCUAUAUGAACUUCAGUCUUCAGGAACAGGUAGAACAAGACUCUGAAAUAGACUCACAUUUGCCUGUGAACAUGUCCCCAUCACAAGAAAGCAGCCCAGCAAAAAAGGACCUUGUACUUACUCAGCUACCAUCAAAGCCAAUUCACAGGAAAUUCCGACCUGAAAGCCACUUGCUGGAGAACCAGGAACUUUCUCCAACGAAAAGCGCAGCCACCUCUUCCUUGCCUACCAUCAAAUCUCACCAUGCACUUCCAAAACAGUCUUCAAAACAGAAGAAAGCUAUUCAGACUGCUAUCCGUAAAAACAAAGAAGCCAAUGCAGUGCUAGUUCGACUGAACAGUGAACUUCAGCAACAACUGAAGGAAGUUCACAAGGAACGAAUUGCAUUGGAAACUCAGUUGGAGCAACACCGACCUGUAACUGUCUUAUGACAUUUUUUACACACAGUUUGUUCUAUGAAACAUGACACUUUGUAUAAUAUGUUGGUAUUUUUUUUUCUAAUAAGGCAGCUUCAUCUGAAAAAAAUAGUUGCCAGAUUCUUCACCAUUUCUUGUACCAGAUACCUUACUGGCAAGAAGAUGCACACCAUCCUAAUGUCAACCAUUAUACAUAGACCAUUUCCCCACUGAUCCAUCAGCAAUAUCUUAUUCGAAUUCCAUCCUUGUUUUAUUUCCAAAGGGCAGGGAGGGGACAUUUAAAGUGUGUGUGUGUGUGUGUGUGUGUGUGUGUCUCCAAGAAAUUAGUUUAUAUUUAGCUUCAUGCUAUCUUAUGUUUUUUAGCUACUAUUUUCAUAUGCUUUCCAUGAGCAUUUACGGAACAUUGAACCUAUCAUGUACAAUAUCUUCCUGGUCCCCCCUCCCCCCUCUCCCGUUUUAUGAAUACUGAUCACCUUUGGUAGGAAGCACAAAUCUUGCUGAAUUGAUACAAUAUAUCCACAUUCCUCUCUUUAUAACUUACCACUGCAUAUUAAUUUCUUGUGUGUUUCCUGAAGCUGACAUGCUGCCACUGUUGCCAUAAUUCUUCUGCAGUCUUGAGGGAAGCAAUGUAGAAUGGCCUGCCACAGUUUAAUCUAGUUCAUGGCAUCUUGAUGGAUGGGGUAUUAUCCCAGACCAUGAGGUGGCUAGACCAUAUGACUACCUGUAAACUGUUCCUACAAGUCAUGUGUUUUUUCAUGCUGCUGCAGCUGCUGCUUGAAGGCCACAUACCUUGAAGUGGCCAAAUGCAAGAAAUGUGUCAUAGCAGGUCACUUAUUCACAACUGUGUGCUAUGAAACUACUAGGCAUUCUUGUUCAUUGGUUGGUUAUGUUAGCCCAAUAGACUUGGUAGUUGUUCAUUACAUCAGUUCCAGUUAUAAAUUUUUCAUUUUGCUACUUAAAUUUCAUCAAAUCAUUUACAAAAAAAGCAACACUGAAAGAUUUGUUCUGUUGCUUACAACAAAUAUUAACAUAUUAGCAGCAGACCAGUAGUCAUUAUUUAUAGGUUAACACAAAUCUCAUUUAAAACAGUAGCUUUGUAUAUAGAAUUGUUCCUGUUUAACUGUUGAAGUUAUCACCAGAGUCCACAAGUCAUUUCCCCUCCAUUUGUGAUUAAUGUCUCAUUUUAUUAAUAUCUUGGUCUGUUGUUACCUAUCAAUUCAUUUAGCAUGCUGAAUCCCGAAAAAUUCCCUUGAACCCAAUAGAAACAUGGUACAAGGGUGUAAGAAUGCACCACAUUGUCUGGCUUGCAUUGAAAUAUAUAGUACUCCUUGAUUAUUUUCAUACUGGCAUUACCAUGACCACAAGGAAAGUGAUCCUUUAGGGAAAGGGGCAGCUAGUAAAGCAUUUUAUCAUUGAUAAAAAUUUUCAUUUUUCUUGAAAAUCAUUGCUCAUUACGGAAAAUAUCCUCAUGAUUUAGAUUACUUGUAAAGGAGAUUAAUCAAUUCACAAGAAUAGGUAUAUAACUAAUACUGACCAUGCUACCUCAUUAGAACUUUAGUGUUCAGGACAGUAGGCUACAGUACAUCAGCUCCUGGGUUAAGAAGGACAACAGGAUAAGGUUGUCUUUACUCACAAAAAGCAGCUAGCUGGCUACUGUUAAAACUUCAUAUGGGAUUAUAUGGUCUGUGGAUCUGAAACAGCAGGGUUCAUUUUAUAGCCCAUAUUAUUCAUUUUUAAAGUCCAAGUCUUAUUAGCUUGUAAAGCCAGAGUACAAUCCAGCAUCACAAAAUCCUGCCUAUUUCCAUUAAACUAACCAGGAUAUGCUUUCUCUUGUUUUCACAAAAAGAAAAUCUUAAUUGUGUUCUUGGCCCUAAUCACAUCUGUAACACAUGAUUUUAUUUAAUCCCUGCAUCACAAGACAAGAAGACUCCUGUAUAAAAAGCAAUGCUGUCAAGUGGUGGUCACAGAAAUAUACUGCAUAGACAUCUGACUUUAAUAAGAAGCCUUUCCUAUGAACACAAAGUACACUUGGUUUAAAAUUAAGUUUACACUUAAAAACUCAGGUUAAGUUAACAGAUCCUCCAGCUGAGUUUUAGAUUGCAAAACUUGUUCAUAAUUUUAUUUUGAUAAUCAAUUAAUAUACUCACACUAACCAUAUAAAGAACAUUCCUAGGAGCUCAGUAUAUAAAUCUUAAACAAUGAGUAAUUUUAUGUAAACUUUUACAUAAGACUACAAUACAAACCUCACCAGUUUAAAUAUACUUCAAGCGGACAUGAAACAUAAUGUCUUGAUUGGUAUUUAUACAAUGUUUUCUGAAAUAGGAAUCUGAAAGUCUUAUGUAUAAUAUAGAGCUGUUUAAUCAUUUCAAGGUACGUUUUCAACUUUUAGCUAAACUUCAUGAGUGCAAAAAUACUUAAUUAACUAGACAAGUAUACAUGUUCUCUUUUUUUGGAAACAAGAAUAAUUAUUGCCUAUAACAAUAAAUUUAGAAAUUCCCUCUGAACAAUUGAUAGUAGUAUCCCUUUAAGUAUCAGUAGUCUUCUGCUAGUAUAUUGCAAUUAUUUAGUCAGAUGUAUACUCCAUGGGAGUGUGGUUUAGAGCACCUCACUUCUCCAUCGAUUCUCAACAGCUUCUUGCCAGUGUUGCAACAGGAAACUUUCCUAUCAUUGCUGCACCAACAGAAGUGAAGAGGUAGAAUAGACCAUAUUCAAAAAUGACAUGUACAUACAAGAUUCAGAAACAGUCACCUCCUUCCUGUAAGGUGCAUAAAACAAGGGUCAGGAAUAAUGCCAGUUCUGAAGUCGGCAUAGUUAAAUGUCUUCUAGAAUAAGCUGCUAUAUAAAUACUUAAGCUGCUUAUAUAAUAGAAAAUUUUCAUUAGUGGUCUCAUUUUAAGUAAAAAAAAAAAAACUAGGCUCCAAUGACUUUACACUAUGAGCAUGAUCAACCUUGUGGUUUUGGAACAUGAACUGUAGUGUUCUAAUAUGUGUGUGUUUAAAAUAAUGUUUAGAAUCCCAACUACAGGGGUGUGCACCUUGUGUCAGCUUUAUUUGUUGUGUCAAGGGCCACAUUCCGAAAGUGGGUAGGAACAAGGCUCGUUUGGGCCAUUUCUGUAAGUUGGGCAAUUUCAUUAAGGUGUGAAAUGGAUGGCCACAAGCCUUUAAGGGACCAAUUUUAGCUCUUAAAACCCUGAAUUGCAAAAAAGAAAAAGGCUAAUUUUGGGGACCAACAAUUGGAGGAUGUGCAUGGGUGUCAGUUUUUGCAUUGCAGCUCCAGUAGAAAAUAAAACAUAAAGGUUCUAAGUAACUGGAAUGGGAAGGAUAGGUGUUAUUUUGUUUUCGUUUUUGGAGUGGGGAGAGUUCUACCUUAACUAAGCAGGCAAACAUGUUCUGAAUCCAUAACUGCUUUUGGCAAUGGAAGGAAAAGAAAUGAAUUACACUUGAACUAAUAGGUUUGUUUGUUUGUUUUUUUAACGUUGUUACGUAUUUUCCCUUCACAGUGUAAAUACUAUUUAUGUUAGAAUGGUCUGUGGUCAAUUUUGAUUUCUUAUAGACUAUGUAUUGAAUUUAAUUCUGAUGAAGAUUUUAUGGAAAAUACUUUGGAAAAGAAAUUCUUGCAUUUUGAAUAGCCUUAGAAUAGGAGUAACACUGCCAAAUCUUGAGUGUUUAGCACAGGCACACAUCUACUUUGAAAUAAAUAUUUUGGUUGCUAGCUCUAUUUAGGAAAGACUGGUAAAUAAUUUGUGUACUCUAUGAAAUAAGAGAAUCUAUUUUGCUAGAGCAUGAUUAUUGCAAGUGAUUAACAUUAUAAAAAUAUGUUUUACUUGCUAUUUGAUGAUACUGUGUUAAUAAAAUUAUGUACUAUGA
Molecule: messenger RNA, 6031 nt
Organism: Candoia aspera
Lineage: Eukaryota; Metazoa; Chordata; Lepidosauria; Squamata; Candoiidae
Gene: REPS2
Product: RALBP1 associated Eps domain containing 2
Exons: 20
Coding region: 108-2180 (690 amino acids)
Biological process (GO): clathrin-dependent synaptic vesicle endocytosis; endosomal transport
Cellular component (GO): cytoplasm; presynaptic membrane; intracellular vesicle
Molecular function (GO): protein binding; molecular adaptor activity; calcium ion binding
Source: RefSeq, a predicted model, not a curated record